UCCUUGCAGCGCAGCGCAGCGCCGACGCUCCAUCUUCCUCGCAGCGCCGCUCAGGCUCGGUCCCUCAGCGCGGAUCUUCAACUCCUCCCCCCACUCGGUCCCAGGGAUCGGAGCGGGCCCCCUCGGCGGCGUCCAGCGACGGAGGGGCAGUCCCAGGCUCGGCGGCGGCGUCGGCGGCUCCCCCUCCCGCCUCUCGCCAGUCGCCUCGCGCCCUCGCCUCCGUCCUCCGCGCACCGGCCGGCGACCCUGCGUACGCACCUCCCUCUCCCCUCCCGUCUCUGCUGUACCGUGGGAGCCCGGCCAGCUGCCCAGGGUGGCCGUGUCUUUUGCGUGACAGAUGCAGGAAGUUUUUGAUCCACCAGAAACAGAAAGGAAAGCAGAAACUAAAAUUGGUACAACCAUUAAGAAGGAUGUGAUUGUCCAGCAAGAUUCAUGUUCUUCAUAUCAAUUAUGGGGCAGUAUGCAAUUUGAAGAAGAUGGUCAUUUGCUGUCCCAGACAAAGAGGGAUUUGUCACAUUUGGAUUAUCAAGCACAGUUUGUUGACACCAAAUAUGUCACUGAACUUGGGUCACAUGCAUGUUCGAAGGAUCCAUUGCCACUGGGAAGAGAUUAUCAUAGGCAGAAGCCACACUUUCCUACUUCAGCCUGUUCUUGGGAGAAGUCUUCUGCACUAGAAGCAGCAUCAAGUAGCCCAGAUGCAUUAGGGCAUGCAUUGGGGACAAUGAGAACCAAAACCAACACCAUCAGUGCAAGGCCAGAUUAUCUUGCUUCGUAUCCUGCUAGUGCUCCUCACAUGCGGAAGUGUCCAGGAGCAGUUGAACUUGAUUAUGGUUUAGAUCAUUCAGAACAUUGCUACAGAAGAUCAGACCGAUUUACUUCCUUUUCAAGCCGCAAUGGCCGAUCUGUAGAACAUUGCAAAGAGAUGGUUGAAUAUGCCAGAGGGUCCCGCUAUGCAGAUGAGAUCAAUCCUGCUCCGUGUCAAUGGUGCUUUGAGGAUGAGAUCCCUUCUUUAUCUAGAAAGAAGUAUGAUGAGGCACCUUCAGUACCAAGAGGCCUGCAGUAUGGCGAUGAGAUCCCUUCUUUAUCUAGGAAGAAGUAUGAUGAGGCACCUUCAGUACCAAGAGGCCUGCAGUAUGGCGAUGAGAUCCCUUCUUUAUCUAGGAAGAAGUAUGAUGAGGCACCUUCACGCUCAAGGCAGUGGCAUUAUGGUCCUCAAACCGCAAUGUCCUCAGGGAGACUUGACUAUGGUGAUGAGAUCCCGUCACUGUCUCUUCACCAUGGUUACCGAGAUAGGAUCCCUUUGCGUUCUGGUCAUUGGUGCCAUGAUGCUGAGGCACGUAUACUGUCAAGAUACCAGCAAGGUACUUCUCAUGGGAAUAAUCACUCAAGGCAAAAUUUUGCCAGGAUUAAUACUAAUGAGCAAGCCAAAGUUAUCACAAGCAAACAUUCUUUUGCAAAACCUAGGGUGGUUAACAGAGUUGUAAACAGUAGCAACCACCAUAUGUUCAAUAUGAAAGGUAAUCACUGGAGAAAUUCUGAGGAUUUAAGGGACCAAGUUCGUGGGCCGAGGGCAAAUAAAUUGAACAAUGCUUCAGUAUCAUCCACUGUGAAAGAUAUCAUAAGUCCGUUGAUCCGUAGAAAUCAGUAUAAUAGAUCAGAUUUUUCAAUUCAAUACAAACAGGCCAAGUUUUUUAUGAUAAAGUCAUAUAGUGAAGAUGACAUUCAUAAAGGUAUCAAAUAUAACGUUUGGGCAAGUACACCAAAUGGGAAUAAUAAGCUGGAUGCUGCAUACCAUGAAGCUCAAAAUUUAAUGAACGAGAAUGGUGAAAGGUGCCCUGUCUUCCUAUUCUUCUCGGUCAACACCAGCGGACAGUUUGUAGGUUUGGCUGAAAUGUUAGGGCCUGUUGAUUUCAAGAAGACCAUGGACUUCUGGGAAGAAGAUAAAUGGAAUGGCUUUUUCCCUAUAAAAUGGCAUAUUAUAAAGGAUGUUCCAAAUCGGUUGUUCAAACAUAUAAUUCUUGAAAACAAUGACAACAGGCAGGUUACUUUUAGCAGGGACACACAGGAGAUCGGGCUGCCGCAAGGUGUGCAAAUGUUGAAAAUUUUCAAGGAUCAUCCUCAGGGAACAUCAAUUCUGGAUGAUUUUGAUUUUUAUGAAGAAAAAGCUAAUGCACGCCGUGCUGAAAAGAGAGGAAAUUCAGAGUCGACAUAUGAAGCUCGAUUCUCUGAUGACUUGAAACCUAUGGAAAAUUUGGAGGCAAGCAUGGAGAGUUGGAGUUUAUUCGAGAAUUGGGAGUAAUACAAAAUAUAGAUGGCUGCGCCACUGAAAUAAAGAUCAAGAUGAGUCAGUGAACUAGUGGAAGGCACUGACAGUCUGACACCCCUUCACAGAACGAUUUGCAUCUGACAUGUGUCUAUAUAUGGGGUCAACUGAAACUGCUUAUAUAAUUGUUAUAUUAUAUAUAGUGUUUGCAUAGAUGUGCUGGUAAAUACAGCCCCAUGUGAUUUUAACACCAGAUGUUUCCUGAAACAUGGUUACCUUGAUACAUUUCCUGAGAUCCUCUUACUGUGUAAGAGCGUUCGAAUUCUUAGAGCGACCAAUGAGCACUAGCUAGGAAUAUAUGUUGCUGCAGAACUAAACGGUAGCAUGGUGAGGCAACCAAUGAGGGCUUCAAUACCUUGAUUAUUGUUUGCAAAUGCUAUAACGAAUGUUGUUCAAAA
Messenger RNA from Sorghum bicolor (sorghum), 2721 nucleotides. RefSeq lists its product as uncharacterized. Gene Ontology annotation, cellular component: cytoplasm. Lineage: Eukaryota; Viridiplantae; Streptophyta; Magnoliopsida; Poales; Poaceae. Gene Ontology annotation, biological process: mRNA destabilization. Gene Ontology annotation, molecular function: mRNA binding. The record is from RefSeq and is a predicted model, not a curated record. The coding region runs from base 338 to 2299 and encodes 653 amino acids. The transcript has 7 exons.